AUGGGCAUCCAGGACUUUGCUCACGCAAGCCCAUUACAGGGUGACUGGAGUGACUUUACAGGCACGGAGCAUAAUCUGCCUGUCAUUAUCAAAUUCUCCAGGCCACACCCUAUGGAAACGCAAGAAAGUGGAAAUGACUGUGUUGUGCUAGAAAUAGAAACGAUUCAGGAAAGGGAAACCAUCUUCGUCGAUACGUCCAGUGACCCGGAUAUCAUCAGUCUUGGUAGACACUUGGCAAUUGCGAGCGACCUCGCGUGUGCGGACCGCUAUCAUACAGCUAAGCUACCGACUGCAUGCUAUCAGUCUACUCUUCGGUGCUUCGGGAACCACACAUCAUUUCAGCUGGAGACAGUGAUUUUAUGGAGGGAUUCUCUAGAUAUCACGGACUACCAGAGACUACCUGAUGCGGCCUCAGCAGCAUUCUUUAGGUACGUUCUGGGGGAGGAUAAGGAUUAUGAUCCCUUCAGGAUACGCAGGACCCGGGGGCCUAUAGCGAGGGGAGACGGUUGGACGCCUCAGGAUUUCUACGACAACGUUCAUGUCCCUCGGAAUACGCCUGAACUUUCAGCACCUGUUAAAUGCGACUUGACGGAAUGUGAGCUAUUUCCAUUCCAGCGGCGUGCGGUGCGGUGGCUUCUAAAUAGAGAGGGAAAAGAGCUCAAUUCCAACGGUCAGGUGGUUCCAUUAGAGAAUCGUUCGAAAAUCGGCUUGCCCGAUUCAUUCCAGCAGAUUACCGAUGCGGAUGGAAAGGUCUGUUUUGCUAGCCAUUUAUACAUGGUAGUAACGCGUGACCUUUCUGGUUGGUAUAAUGUUAACGAACAUCUCAAGGGUGGAGUCUUGGCUGAGGAGAUGGGUCUGGGAAAGACUGUAGAGAUGAUUAGUUUGAUGUGUUUGAACCGCCGGAUACUGCGCCCUGAAGAAACCUUUGCGGAGCCCGGAAGCAAUGGUCUGAGACCAUCUGGAGCGACUCUAAUUAUAACACCGCCGGUAAUACUGGGACAGUGGAAACAGGAGAUCGAGCUGCAUGCCCCGAAACUCCAGGUUUUCCAUUACACUGGAAUACAACGGCAUCCAACAUUGUCAGAUCAGGAGCUAGUCGAACUUAUGGCUGACAAUGAUGUUGUGCUCACGACAUACAAUGUGCUGGCGCGUGAGAUCCACUAUGCCGGUGUUGCCCCAAAAAGGAAUCUCCGGCAUGAGAAGCGAUUCGAGCCCAGAAAGUCGCCGCUGAUCAAGAUAUCGUGGUGGCGGGUAUGCUUGGAUGAGGCUCAGAUGAUCGAGAGUGGCAUCAGUAAUGCAGCCAAAGUUGCUCGACUUAUCCCUCGCCAUAUAGCAUGGGCUGUGACAGGAACGCCGCUUCGGAAAGAUGUCACCGAUUUGCUCGGACUACUGCUCUUCCUUCGGUAUGAACCUUUCUGCGGGCCCAUAUGGAAAAGGUUAUGUGAUGCCACGUUCAAGCCAGUUCUGGCUCGCAUCGUUAAUACUAUCACUCUAAGACACAGCAAAAAUUUUAUCCGAGAAGAGCUACAUCUGCCACCUCAGAAAAGGAUUGUUAUCACAGUACCCUUUACCGCAGUAGAAGAGCAAAGCUACAGACAGCUCUACGAGGAGAUGUGCGAGGAUUGCGGACUUGAUAGUUCGGGGUCACCUCGCAACAAUGAUUGGAACCCGAAUGAUCCCUCGGUUAUAGAUAGGAUGCGAAGCUGGCUUGUGCGGCUUCGGCAGUCUUGCCUCUAUCCUACCGGAAAUCGGCGUAAGGUAUUCGCUGCUGGUAACGGCCCAUUACGAUCGGUCAAUGACGUUUUGGAGGUGAUGAUCGACCAGAACGAUGCUCUCAUACAUGCUGAGGAACGCUCUCUUCUCCUCUCGCAACUUCGGCGUGGCCAGCUACUAGAAAAUGCUAAGCUUAAAAGAGAGGCCCUCAGCCUCUGGAAGAAUUCCCUUCAUCGUGCGAGUGAUACCGUUCAGCAAUGCCGGGAGAGACUUCAGACGGAACGAAAGAAGCAGCUAACGCCUCUAGCUAAUGGAGCGCAUGAUGAAAGGCUGUCCUUCAGUGACGAUGAAAGUGAGGAAACCGAGAAAAACUCUCGACUCCAUGUAUUCCGCCAGCGACUACGAACUGCGCUCGAGGUCGAACACAUUGCUGUAUUCUUCACAGGAAAUGCUUAUUUUCAGAUAAAAUCCGAUCAUGAACUCACCAAACCCGACUCUGAGGAGUUUCAGGCGUUGACAAAGUUAGAGGAGGAGGCUUACGCGAAAGCCAAAUUAAUCCGACAAGAAAUGCUGACUGAGAUUUCCCGGAAAGCUAAGCAUUACGUGAAGAGAAUCAAAGAGAAAGCCGAGAAGAAAGAUUUCGUGGCUAUUCCGGAAAUGAAGCUUCAUAUGUACAGUAAAGGGCUUGAAUCUCGUCGUGUGUUCGAGCGACUUCAGGAUUUCUGCGAUAUGAUGAAUGACCACGCUGCCCAAUACAAGGAAUGGCGUGAGAAAAUGGUCAAGCUCCUUUCACAAGCACUCAUUGAUCAAGAGGACGAGUCUGAGCUUGAGGGCGACGAGUAUGAAAAGUCUACAAAGCAUCAGGAUGAGAUGUAUGUCUACAUGGAAGCGCUCCGUGCAUUAUUUGCCGACCGUCACGAUGCUUUGACAGGACAGAAGAACGUGCUUAUUGCCCAUGAAGUCAAAGUCGCGAUUUCCCAAGCGCAGAAAGGAGAAGGGCCGUCCCCGACACUCUACCUCGAGGUCAUGAAAAGACGGAAUGAAGUAAAACCUGGCCCCGACCUCGGCUCUCUGCGCGGGGCUAUUGCUGAACUUCGUAGUCUUGGGUCCUCGCUGGAAUGGCAGGCCAACGACGGGAGCACAAGAGCUCGCGCUGAGCUUGAAAUCCUCACAAAGGUGCUUAAGAACGUCACGGACAUUUCUACGGAGCAAACAAAGAUUGCGUCCAACCUGGAAAGGGAAGUAGAGAUGUUUCGAGACACUAUGAAUAACCGCCUAGAGUACUAUCGUCAGCUGCAGCAAAUUUCCGACACUGUGGCACCUUACGAUGAAGAAAGCACCGGCAAGCCUCUUGACCGUGGUCUCUUUGCUGAGAAGCUAGAGCAAGAAAAGGCCAUGGAGGAAAAGAUAUCUUCCCUAAAAGCAAAGGGCCGCUAUCUUAUUCAUCUACGAGAUGAAACAAGCCCGGAUGAGAACUCCAAAAUCUGUAUUAUAUGCCAAGGGACUUUUGAAAUUGGUGUUCUGACGGUAUGUGGUCAUAAAUAUUGUAAAGACUGCUUACGUCUCUGGUGGCGUCAACACCGGACUUGCCCGGUUUGCAAAAAGCGUCUUGGGGCCAACGAUUUUUAUCAGAUCACAUAUAAACCUCAGGAGUUUGUGGUCCAGGAGGAGAAAUCAUCAUCAAACAUUAUACUGGAACAACAUUCCAGCAAUUCUAUAUAUACUGAUAUCGGAUCAGGGACUCUACACGAAAUCAAAAAUAUUGACCUGAAAGACUCAUUUGGAACCAAGAUCGACACCUUGGCACGCCAUAUUCUGUGGCUGCGAGAACAUGACCCCGGUGCUCAAUCCAUUGUCUUUUCUCAGUAUAAGGGCUUUCUUGACUACCUAGCAAAUGCAUUCAGGCGCUUCAAGAUCGGGUACAGUAGUGUCGAUGAAUCAGACGGCAUAGAAAAGUUCAAGAAGGAUCCUGGGAUCGAAUGCUUUCUCCUGCAUGCGAAGGCGCACUCGUCAGGCCUUAACCUGGUUAAUGCAACUCACGUCUUCCUCUGCGAACCCCUGAUCAAUACGGCUAUUGAAUUACAAGCUAUUGCACGAGUGCAUCGUAUCGGGCAGCAUCGGCCGACGACAGUCUGGAUGUACUUGAUCUCCGAUACGGUUGAGAAGUCAAUAUACGACAUCUCGGUCUCUCGCCGCCUAGAUCACAUUAUCCAGAAGGAACGGGAACAAAAGGCCGGUGCACCCACGGCUCCUGAAAACAGAGUGAACAGACCUGCAAUUGGGGACCUUAGCGAGGUAGCUAUUGAUUCUGCUAACUCCAUGGAGGUACAAGAUGCACCACUGGCCAAGCUGAUGGAGGGCGGCGCAUAUGGUGGCGAACGGGUCAAGAAGGACGAUUUGUGGCAGUGCCUGUUCGGUAACCCAAGACGACAACAACAUAUGAACGACUCGUCAAGCGCCAACAGUGAUGUCGCCAGAUUCUUGAGAGCUGAGGCAGCCGAGCAGCGAAGAACAUCUUCGAAGGGUGGUGAAUAG
Molecule: messenger RNA, 4248 nt
Organism: Aspergillus nidulans FGSC A4
Lineage: Eukaryota; Fungi; Ascomycota; Eurotiomycetes; Eurotiales; Aspergillaceae
Product: putative SNF2 family helicase/ATPase
Exons: 3
Coding region: 1-4248 (1415 amino acids)
Molecular function (GO): metal ion binding; hydrolase activity; ATP binding
Source: RefSeq, a predicted model, not a curated record